AAGAGGGAAUUGCUUCUCGUUUGCAGAAAAAGGCCAUAGAUCCGAGAGGCCGGAGGGCUGAGGGGGUGGGGCAGGGCUGAGGUGGAAGCUAUGCGGUACAACGAAAGGGAGCUGCUGUCGCUCUCCCGGCAACCGGCCGAAAAGGCGGCGGAGAUUCUCAUGCGCGCCCCCAAGAAGGGAAGCGCCUUGAAGAAGCGCCUGGUGAAGUUGGUGGUCAAUUUUCUCUUUUACUUCCGAACAGAUGAGGCUGAGCCCAUUGGGGCUUUAUUGUUGGAACACUGCAAGAUCAGCAAAGAAGAAGAAAAUGUCUUUUCCAUCAGCUUCCUUGAAGAGCCAGAGAGGAAAUACUACUUUGAAUGCGAUACAGAAGAGCAAUGCCAGGAAUGGAUUGAGGUCCUUCGCAGGGCCAGUUACGAAUUCAUGAGAAGCAGCUUGAUCUUUUAUCGGAAUGAGAUCCAGAAGAUGACCGGAAAGGACCCCUUGGAGCAAUAUGGCAUCUCAGAGGAAGCCCGUUUCCAGCUGGGGGCACGGAAACUUUAACCCGCAUAAGGUGAACAGGAGCGACUCAUUCUCUCCUCCCCUACAGUGGGCCAAGCCCAAGCCUUUCAACAGCAUCUCCACCGCUGAAAUGUCAACAGAGUAAAUUCUCUUUAUUUUUUUUAUGAACUUAAGGGGGGAGAGGGAAUCCAUGUCUUUUUUUUUUUUUUUUUUUUUAACACACACUGUCCACAUAUGCUGGAUCUCUUCUUCUGCUUGUGAUCUCACCUUUGCUACUACCAGAAGCCACAGUUAUAAAGGAAAGAUUAUUGACAGGGAGGGUCAGUUUUGUGGUUGGGUUAAUUGAACCGGUUCUCCCUGUUAUUACACGUGUGCAGGGCAGUAUCCUUGUACAAUAAAGGAAAUGGGAAAGGGAGCUCCACAUUUGGAAGAAGUCCUUAUUUUUAAUUUUCUUUUCAAUCCCCCUUGAUAAGGCAGUGAGGUUUUAGGGGCAGAUGGCAGGACUUGUAGUCUGUCAGCAGAGAUGAAUAGGUAUCCCAGCUCUGUGAUGUUCACCUUCCCAAAUCCUUCCAAUUUCUUGUCAGAGCUGGUCUUCCUACCAUCUCCCUGCAUUGGGUCUAAUUAAGCAUUUAAUUGCCUCCACUGGAAGAACAGAAUAGAAAUUUAUCUGCCUGCAGGAUACUCUGUAUGAGUUACUGCAUCCAAUCAUGAAGCCUACCCAGAUCAGCCAUUUCUCCCAGACACAAAAUGGACAGGCAGUCCUUAACCUAUUCUAGAAGUGAAGUGUUUCAAGUGCAAGGCUGGCAAAUGAACACAGAGAGCACUGUGCCUCUUUGAACCCAGGGGUGUCAAUGCUAAUCAGUGCCUGAAAUAAGUAGGGCCAGGCUUGCUGAACUGAAUCAAUUAAUUCCACAGGAGACCCCCAGCCUUUGAUGCAGCAAACAGAUCAUUUGGCAUCAUUGGCAGCCUUUAGUCUAGUUAUUGUCUGCAAGAAUAAAAGGGGAACAUAGAUACUCUCUUUAAUCUUCCAUGCUUGGUGUUUAGGUUAUGGGAGACAAGUGUAGUUGGUUCAUAGCAGGCGUGAAGAUGCACUCCUGAAUCGUCUGGUGUUUGUGAAAUUUCUCCUUCUAUCCACCACGUCCUGGUGCAAUUUGUUCUUGGUGUUAUUCAAACUUUCUGUUGCUUCUCCCUAUAUCUUUCUCUUUCCUGCCCGACUUUGGGGAUUGGCAGCUGAAUGUAUUUUAAAAACUGCUGUGAAAUUUCUUGGGGCAUUUUGAAAGUUUGCUUAAUUUCUUCAAGAAAAUGGGGAAAACACUUCUCAAAUGGGAUGCCUGUGAUUAUAUAGAAAAGUUUUUAGAGCCUUUAGAAAUUCAAGAUGUACUGUACUACAUUUUACAUCCUCAAAUCUCCCUUCUCUUCCCCUACCAUUCCAUUUCUGUAUAAUAAAAAAAGCAGUUACUUUUCCAUUGA
Molecule: messenger RNA, 1968 nt
Organism: Python bivittatus (Burmese python)
Lineage: Eukaryota; Metazoa; Chordata; Lepidosauria; Squamata; Pythonidae
Gene: PLEKHJ1
Product: pleckstrin homology domain containing J1
Biological process (GO): receptor recycling; endosome organization; retrograde transport, endosome to Golgi
Cellular component (GO): trans-Golgi network; recycling endosome; early endosome
Source: RefSeq, a predicted model, not a curated record